CCAAUAAAGUGCGUACAUCUGAGGAGCGAUCCGCUGACAGGAUGACGUUAGAUCCUUUCGGUAAACCUCUAGAGCUUAUCCUACACGUAUCUCCCCUGAUCCAAGGACCGACUUCUGAGAAGUCUGCUAUAAUUAACCAAUAGCAUUGAUGAUUCUAUUUGUGACAUUCCCAGGAUGGGGUUCCUUCUCUGACCAGAGUGGCCAAAGUGACGGCAGACGCCGCCGGGUAGGCAUUGGUUCCUUGGCUGCUCGUUAAGCUGAAGGGGUCAUUUGUCUUGCCAACGCAGUUAAUGAAAAUAGUGUUUGGGAAUAUUCUUGUGAUAUUUUCUUUCCUAAUGGUAUCCCAGUUUUGAGACCUAGAGUCAUGAUAAAUCAGAGCUAUGAUGAAGACCAGAACUAUACCAUGUUUCACUUUUGCAACCCUUACGCCUACAAGGAGGCUUUCGUAUUCUAUGGGAUUCUGUACCCUGCCAUUGCCAUCCUGAUGGUCAUCACUAAUGUGAUCGUAGCGGGAGUUUUCCUGAGACAGAAGAAGAAGUCUCCAACCACGGUGUUACUCAUCGGUUUGGCCAUCGCCGAUGCAGGGGUCGGGGCGGUGACUGUCCCUCUACACAUUUACUAUCAUAGCCUACAGAACUACAUGUUUACGAUGGAAUACCCCGGAUGUAUCUACUACCACGUGGCGCCGGUGGUUUCUACCAUUCUCCAUACUGUGUCUGUGUGGGUUACCACUGUUUUAGGGGUCCAAAGGUACUUGGUCGUAUCUCAUCCUUUCCUAGGACCAAAAUACUGUACAAUAAAAGUCUCUGUGAUUGUUCUCGUAUGUGUUUACAUUCUUGCAACCGUUAUGUACUUCCCACAGUUCUUUUAUCAUCAAUUUAAAGAAACACACGUUGAUAAUGGAUACGGGUAUAUGGUUUACGUGUGUGAAUGUUGGCAAACGGAAGUACCCGCCCAAUACGAAAGUAAACUAAAAAUUCUUAAAUUGUCUGUCGCCAAAUUGAUUCCUUGCAUUAUUCUGGGCAUCACGACCAUUCUACUCGUUAAAAGAUUCGACACGGAAGUUAGGCAAUCUGGAAGCCUACACGCUGACCAUCAUAGGCCAGAGAGGGAAUUCCGAGAAACAAGACUUAUUCGGAGAACUUCGCUCAUGAUCGCUGUCAUAGUUAUAUGUUGUUUGGCGGUUGAAGUUCCAAGUGGAUUACGAUUUCUCAUUAAAACUAUAAAUGCUGAAGCUAUUGAUCCAGAAACGGACCUUUUCUUAAUAGCUGUUCUCAAUGUUUGUACUCUUCUGAAUUUUCAUAUUAAUUUUUGGAUUUACGUUUGUCUUAGCCAGGAGUUUAGACGAAUUCUUAGAGGAUUUUUCUGUCGAUGGAAUAGAAAAUAUCAAAAGGUACAUUUGAUAAGCCAAAGUUCUAUGAAAACUACGACGGAGAACUUGUAGCUUUUAUACGUUUUGCAUUAUUUAUAAAUCUGACAGUUUCCAAACAAUUAAAUCAAGCUUGACAGUGGCAUGUUUCAUUUUUGUUUCAACAGCAAAUAAAGCGUAGACGUAUUUGGGUAGUGAUAUUUGCUUUUUAUCCUGUGUUGGUCGAAUGUGAGCAGGAUUAAUUCUCCUUUUAGGCAUGCUUAUCAUUUCUUAAUAAUUUGUUUUUGCUACCUUUGAAAUUGCUAAGUAUAGAUAUGUUCAUUUGUAAAAAGAUAACGUUCACCAUUUAUUGCUGCUUUACCAACGUUAAAUAAAAUUAAUUUGAAUUCAAUAUUCAACAGAGAAAAAACGUUUCCUUAUUAAACCACGAUUUAUCCACUUGUCAUUGAGGGUUACUAUAUGAUAAUAAAUUCACAAAUGUGAAAUAUUGA
Saccostrea cuccullata (small rock oyster) is the source of this 1860-nucleotide messenger RNA. Its product is annotated as sex peptide receptor-like. Gene Ontology annotation, cellular component: membrane. Gene Ontology annotation, biological process: G protein-coupled receptor signaling pathway. Gene Ontology annotation, molecular function: G protein-coupled receptor activity. The coding region runs from base 365 to 1444 and encodes 359 amino acids. NCBI's taxonomy places the organism in Eukaryota, Metazoa, Mollusca, Bivalvia, Ostreida, Ostreidae. The transcript is spliced from 2 exons. The record is from RefSeq and is a predicted model, not a curated record.